Knipowitschia caucasica is the source of this 1086-nucleotide messenger RNA. NCBI's taxonomy places the organism in Eukaryota, Metazoa, Chordata, Actinopteri, Gobiiformes, Gobiidae. The record is from the annotation of a GenBank genome assembly.
AUGCUGAUGAAAAUGCAAUUCAGCCAGCAGAGACGGGUGCGCCUGGCUCAAGGCUUGUGGCUGCUCUCGUGGCUGGCAGUGACAUGUGGGGCCUUCAUCUUUUGCCUUGGAGUUUACCUGAAAAUUGAGCUACUCCGCAGGGCUGAGGUGAUGGAGAACACAGAGAUCCAUGUGGUUCCCAACAUCCUGCUUAUGGUGGGCCUGGCGUCCAUUGGCACAAACUGGAUAGCUAGUCGUGUGUGCCAGGACUCACUGGACAUGAGUCGCUUCCCUCGUUGGAAAGGACUCCUGCUGGCCUGGUUUGCUGUGGCUACACUGCUCUGUUGUCUGCUCGUGACUGUUGUCAUACUCAGCUAUGCCCUGCAGGGACGACUGGAAGAGUCUCUCAAGAUUGGCCUGAGGAACGGUAUUCGCUUCUACAAGGACACAGAUGUGCCCGGACGCUGCUUUCAGAAAGAAACUAUUGAUCGUUUGCAGAUGGAGUUCCGCUGCUGUGGAAACAACAACUAUAAAGACUGGUUUGAAGUCCAGUGGGUCAGCAACAGAUACCUGGACUUCACCUCAAAGGAUGUCAAAGAUCGAAUCCGCAGUAAUGUAGAUGGGCGUUACCUGCUGGAUGGUGUCCCCUUUAGCUGUUGUAACCCCGGUUCUCCGCGACCCUGUCUUCAAAAUCACCUGACGGACAACCAUGCCCACUACAACUACGAGUACCAGUCUGAAGACCUGAACUUGUUCAAUCGUGGUUGCAGGCAGGCUCUGACUGAUUAUUACAUGGGCCUUAUGAAUUCCACAGGACCCGGUGUGCUCUCAGUGAUCCUUAUACAGGUGUCAGUCAUCCUGAGCUUGCGUUACCUGCAAACAGCAGUGGAAGGCGCCAUGGCCUCUGAGAAUCCUGAGGAUGACAGUGUGGGCUAUCUACUGGAAAAGGGCCUAAAAGACACCUUUGAGGACAUCAAAUCCAAGGCCCAGGAUCUACUGAAGCUAGCACAGGUCGAUCCCACCACUGGCGAAGCAUGUCCUGAAGCUGAGGACGAGAAGGCCAAUAAUGGGACGGAUAAGGCAGCUUCCCCGACUCCCACAAGCUAG